Messenger RNA from Ambispora leptoticha, 147 nucleotides. Lineage: Eukaryota; Fungi; Glomeromycota; Glomeromycetes; Archaeosporales; Ambisporaceae. The record is from the annotation of a GenBank genome assembly.
AUGCAUAUUGGCAAUGUAUUUGAUGUCGAUUCCGAGAAUAAUUCUGCAUCAAUUUCACGAAUAUUCGACGUCGAAUUCGCGAAGGUUUCGGCAGAAUUUGUUAGUCGGCAUUACAAUCAAAUUCUGGGUCUUAUUAUCACUAGCCAG